AGGAGGAGGAAGGGGAGGUGCUGCGGCUCCGGCAGCGCGGCCAUCCCUGGGCGCCGCAUCGCUGCGUGCGCGGAGCCGCCUGCUGCAGCCGGCAGGAUGAUCGCCGCCCAACUCCUGGCCUACUACUUCACGGAGCUGAAGGAGGAUCAGGUCAAAAAGAUUGACAAAUACCUUUAUGCCAUGCGACUCUCUGAUGAAACGCUGAUAGAUGUUAUGGCUCGCUUCAGGAGAGAGAUGAAGAAUGGCCUCUCCAGAGACUUUAACCCAACGGCUGCAGUGAAGAUGCUUCCUACAUUUGUGAGGUCCAUUCCUGAUGGUUCAGAGAAAGGAGAUUUCAUUGCACUGGAUCUUGGUGGUUCUUAUUUCCGAAUUCUGCGGGUGAAGGUGUCGCAUGAAAAAAAGCAGACAGUACAAAUGGAAAGUGAAAUUUAUAAUACACCUGAAGAUAUCAUGCACGGCAGUGGAACACGGCUUUUUGAUCAUGUUGCUGAAUGCUUGGGUGACUUCAUGGAGAAACAACAAAUCAAAGACAAGAAAUUACCAGUUGGGUUUACAUUUUCUUUCCCCUGUCGACAAUCCAAGCUAGAUGAGGGUAUUCUGAUAACCUGGACAAAGCGCUUCAAAGCAAGUGGAGUGGAGGGAGCAGAUGUUGUGAGGCUGCUUAACAGAGCCAUCAAGAAACGUGGGGACUACGAUGCAGAUAUCAUGGCUGUUGUGAAUGACACUGUUGGGACUAUGAUGACUUGUGGUUUUGAUGACCAGCGUUGCGAAGUUGGCUUAAUCAUUGGCACUGGGACCAAUGCCUGUUACAUGGAGGAAAUGAGGCACAUUGACCUAGUGGAGGGAGAUGAAGGCAGAAUGUGCAUUAACACAGAAUGGGGGGCCUUUGGAGAUGAUGGCUCGCUAGAAGACAUCAGGACUGAGUUUGAUCGAGAGAUUGACCGUGGAUCGCUUAAUCCUGGGAAGCAGCUGUUUGAGAAGAUGGUAAGUGGGCUCUACAUGGGGGAGCUGGUAAGGCUCAUCCUGGUGAAGAUGGCCAAGGAGGGGCUGCUCUUUGAGGGGAGAAUCACCCCUGAGCUUCUCACCAAAGGGAAGUUUGAGACAAAGCACGUUUCUGCUAUAGAAAAAAGCAAAGAAGGUUUGAACAAAGCCAAAGAAAUUUUAACCCGCCUGGGGGUGGAGCCAUCCCAUGAGGACUGCAUUGCCGUCCAGCACGUCUGCACCAUUGUGUCCUUCCGCUCAGCCAACCUGGUAGCCUCUACACUGGGUGCCAUCCUCAACCAGCUGCGAGAUAACAAAGGGGUUGGCCGUCUCCGGACCACUGUGGGGGUUGACGGCUCCCUCUACAAGAUGCAUCCACAGUACGCCCGGCGCUUGCACAAAACCACCCGGCGUUUGGUGCCGGACUCGGAGGUGCGGUUCCUGCUCUCGGAGAGUGGCAGCGGGAAGGGAGCAGCGAUGGUGACAGCGGUGGCAUACCGGCUGUCAGAACAGCACCGUCUCAUCGACGAGACACUGGCUGAGUUCAAGCUCACCCAUGAGCAGCUGCUGCAGGUGAAGAAGAGGAUGAGGGCGGAGAUGGAAGCAGGGUUGAAGAAGAAGACUCAUGAGACUGCCAAAGUGAAAAUGCUGCCCACAUUUGUCCGCAGCACGCCAGAUGGGACAGAGAAUGGAGACUUUCUGGCACUUGACCUUGGAGGGACAAACUUUAGAGUUUUGCUGGUGAAAAUCCGCAGUGGUAAAAGAAGAACAGUUGAGAUGCACAACAAAAUCUAUGCCAUUCCUAUAGAGGUGAUGCAGGGAACAGGAGAAGAGCUGUUUGAUCACAUUGUUACCUGCAUUUCUGACUUCCUGGAUUAUAUGGGGAUAAAAGGUGCACGACUUCCUCUGGGCUUCACGUUUUCCUUCCCUUGCAAGCAGACCAGUCUGGAUGCUGGUAUCCUUCUCAACUGGACAAAAGGUUUCAAAGCUACAGACUGUGAGGGAGAGGAUGUGGUGUAUUUGCUUAGAGAAGGAAUUAAAAGGAGAGAGGAGUUUGACUUGGAUGUGGUGGCUGUGGUGAAUGAUACAGUGGGCACAAUGAUGACUUGUGCUUAUGAAGACCCAAACUGUGAAAUUGGACUCAUUGUGGGAACUGGCAGCAAUGCCUGUUACAUGGAAGAGAUGAGAAACAUAGAGAUGGUGGAUGGUGAGCAAGGACGGAUGUGCGUGAACACAGAGUGGGGAGCAUUUGGGGAUAAUGGAUGCCUGGAUGAUAUCAGGACAAUAUAUGACAAAGCAGUUGAUGACUAUUCACUAAAUGCUGGAAAGCAAAGGUAUGAGAAAAUGAUCAGUGGGAUGUACCUGGGGGAAAUAGUCCGCAAUAUUUUGAUUGACUUCACUAAACGGGGAUUCCUGUUCAGAGGCCAGAUUUCAGAGACACUGAAGACCAGACACAUCUUUGAAACCAAGUUCCUUUCUCAGAUUGAGAGUGACAGGUUAGCCUUGCUGCAGGUGCGAGCCAUCCUCCAGCAGCUGGGGCUCAACAGCACCUGCGAUGACAGUAUCAUUGUGAAGACAGUGUGCGGAGCGGUGUCAAGGCGAGCAGCUCAGUUAUGCGGUGCUGGAAUGGCUGCAAUGGUAGAUAAAAUUAGGGAGAACAGAGGAUUAGAGCACCUGGAGAUAACGGUUGGUGUGGAUGGGACUCUGUACAAACUACAUCCACACUUUUCAAGGAUCAUGCACCAAACAGUCAAAGACCUGGCACCCAACUGCGAUGUGACCUUCCUGCUAUCAGAAGAUGGUAGCGGGAAAGGGGCAGCACUCAUCACAGCAGUGGGAUGCAGGCUUCGCGAUGCCGAGCAAAACUGAACUCUACAAUCGUGGCCCCGAUUCUGUCUUGUGAGCACUUUCUCAUAAAGCAGCGACUGCAUAGUCAGAACUGGUAAAAACCCAGAACUCACUGCUUUAUCGGGGAAAAAGAAAAUACAGCUAAUGACAUAAAAAGUAGGAUACAAGAUAGAAUGUGUGCUGUUAAUAAUAUCUCCUGUUUCUGGACCCCAGUCUGCAUGUUUCUUAUUCACCUUGUUGGUACCUUCCCCAUCUGUAGGUCAUGGAAAAAUCAGUCUAUAAUUUCUGCAGCUGUCAAAAAUCAGUUGUUGUCUAAGACAAAAUUACCCCCAAGUUGAGAGCUACCGUUGCAUUGUACCAAAUGUGUUCUUUGCAGCAUCCCUGAUAAGCGCACUGCCAGCACACUGCCCACCAGACCUGGUUGUUGAUGCUUUCAGUGAAGGGGAAGCAACAGUUCCCUCCUGCAUAUCUACCUGCUGUUGUUUCGUCUAAAGCGAUUGUGAAAACAUUAUGGUGUGUCAGCACUGUGCACGCACGUAACUAUAGUGGGACUUGACAGUGCGACUUACUUGCUUCCUUGAUGCCUGUUUUGUCAUGGUAAAAGUAAAUGCCCUUGUCCCACAGAUCUGAUUCCACUGGUAUUUCCCAUUGCUUCUGUGAAUAGUGUUGUGUUACUGGGUGAAAUCUGUCACAUCUCAGCAAGAAAUCCCUAAAGAGUUAAAACAAAGUGGUUGGUGGUUGGGGUAAUCCAAAUCUCCAGAGCUGGGAAACUGGUAGGUUUAUGGUCUCUAUGAGGGUUGUGCUGUAUUUUUCUGUUUAAGAGUUCUUAUAAAAACUAUUUUCUAUCUCUUCUUGUCAGUCUAGAUCAGGGCACCACAGCUGCCCUUCUUCUGAAUCUGCAGCCUAGUCAGUGUCACUCGGAUGUGUAUACUUCCGUCUCGCCUUAAAUGGGUAUUUGCUUCCACACAAAGCUUUAAUCUUUAAUAGUGUUAAUUAAGCUGCCACUCAAAACACAAACAUGCAGCUAGAGUUAGUGAUCAGAAAGGAAUAUGAGGGUUUGAUUUUGAUCUUGCCUUUGAUGACCUGGGUGAGCAAACUAAACAAACCAGAAAGCCAAAAUCAGACCCAGCUUAUCCCAAGGUUUAAAGCAACAGCAAAGAUCAUAUACACUUGGUGUAUACUGUCCUCUGUCGAGUCAGUGCCAUUAUUAUAUUUGCAUACCAGUCACAUUACUUAAAUUGAGACACAGUUAAAAAACAUUGCAGUUGAAAACAUUUGCAAGUCAUGCCACUUUCUGCAACGAGGGAGACCACACAGUAGUUCUUAAUUCCUGCUCUUCUACCAAAAAUGAAUUUGAGAUGUCUGCAUGGUUUUCCCUGCUGCCUUUCCCUGCAGAAAGUAGAUGGAAAUUUGCAGGCUAUUCCUCUUUGUCCUUGUUCCACUCCCCUAAGAUUUGGAUUGCCCUAUCAGUAUCAUUUCAAUACACAUUAUGGUGCACUGUGAGUGAAUGUUGUAAAGUAACACGUAAGUCACAGUCAUUGCAGCUUUAAGUGUGUGUCUACCUGAAAAAUCGCAUGCCUAAGUGGUUUUGGAAAGGUAGAGAGUCUUUUUACUUUGCACACUAGUAGCUCUGGUACUAGUGUUACGUGAUAUUUGUGAAAAUAUUAAACUUUUUUUGAUGUGCGUUAACUGGUGUUUAGUGGUUCUUUCUGGAAGAGGUGCUGUUGGCUGGUGGCUUAGUGCUUUGGGAAAAGCUAUUGUGUAGGGAGAGCUGCAGACUAAUCCCAGUGGUGCCUGUGUUUUGUGUGUGUGUUUUUAUUCCCGGGUAUUCGGGGUCAGGUUCAAAUAGGGUGGAUUUUACCCAGGUCCCUAUGCCUCGUGUUUCCUAAUGUAGUUCAGCAGAGGCACAGAGCUGACAAUGCCCAAGUCUUAGGGACAUGUAGUUUGUCUGGGUGCAUCUCAUGCAGGAGGAUCUGCAGUGCAGGAAAACUUCAGUGCACUGCACCAAAACCAGUGUUAUUAGGUAGAUACACAGUGAUGGAUAUGUUACAGUCGCUGUGUCCCCAGAGAAGUCUGAUGCAUAUCAGAGUCUGUUACACUCCCUGUGUGCAUAGGCUUAAUGUUUGCAGAAUCACAGUGUUAGGUUCUCAUACACUGCUGUUUUGCGCAUCCUGUGAUGGAGUUGCUUUUGAAGGACCCUUUUGCACACACACUAAAGCUGUGCUUCUCCAAUAACCCAUUUUAUAUUACAGCUUAAAUAGUUGCUGACACCCUUCAUGUGCAGCUAUGACCCCAAAUAGGAGACAGAAGAAGGUGAGAAACUUUUUUGGGUGCAGGAGACAUGUUGCAUUUUAACUGCUUGAAUAUUUGCAAAUCUUAUGCCUGCCAUCAGCAGUGCUACAGGGGUAGUGUGAGCUGUCCCAAAGGACCUGGGUUUGGAGCUCUUCAGCAUCUGAGGGCUUGGGUCAGUGCAGGAUAGAGGAUGAAUGAGAAGUGAAAGUUAAGCUUGGUCUUGGGAUGACUGAAUUUUGAAGAUGCUGGCAUAGGUUGUUUUGUUUAUUGGCUCCAGCCCAUAACAACUAGGGUGUGAGUUUGUGUUUCUAACAGCACAAUUCUUCCUAUUGUGGACCAUAGAUGAUGUAGUUGAUAAGACACGGCAGUUCUUUUUCAAAGGGAGAUCUGGUGGGCUUUCCAUUUCCAGACUACUUCUUACCUCUAGGAAGCUGUUCCAAGUGAAUCACAAGCUAUAAUGUCUGAAGAAAUGUCUCCAGUGUUAUCCAAGCAAUGACUGAGAUGUCUUACUUAAAGCUUUUAGGCUUGGUGAAGAAAAUCCUAGUCCUCUUAAUUGUUAACAUGUAAUUACUGCAAUAUGAACACAGAAUCUUAUAUUUCCUGGGGAAAAGACCAUUUGCAUACCACUGUUGUAAUGUUAUCUGCUCCUUACUCCUCUGGGGAUUCUCUCAGAAGCCUUUUGAAUGGGUUUUAAAACAAGCAGACUUUGUUUAGUUUUGUUUUCUUAAGAAAAUAGCAGAAGGCAAAAUAAAGUGUUUCUGAACUUCUGAA
This is a messenger RNA of Pezoporus flaviventris, 5892 nucleotides long. Its product is annotated as hexokinase-1. The transcript has 18 exons. Gene Ontology annotation, biological process: glycolytic process; glucose 6-phosphate metabolic process; intracellular glucose homeostasis. Bases 97 to 2850 code for a protein of 917 amino acids. Gene Ontology annotation, cellular component: mitochondrion; cytosol. Gene Ontology annotation, molecular function: ATP binding; mannokinase activity; D-glucose binding. NCBI's taxonomy places the organism in Eukaryota, Metazoa, Chordata, Aves, Psittaciformes, Psittacidae. The record is from RefSeq and is a predicted model, not a curated record.